AUGCCGAAAGUGUGCAGUACAUAUCGUGUUCGAAAACAUCGAUUAUAUGCGAGACCCCCUUUUGUGUCCAACGAACCUGAUUCUCCAGGUGAUGCAGAUGAUGAAGAUGAUAUAAUAAAUGUCAAUGAAAACUUUCAACAAGAACAGGAUAAUGACAGAAACGACGACACUGCUUCAAAUGAAAAUUCAGCUCGAAAUGAAAACUCUUUUUCGAACGAAAAUUUGGUCGAAUUUGAAAACCAUAUUUCACUUGACACUGAUGUUAGAAAUGAAUUUCAAAAUCUGGAUAAUGAAAUUCCUGACGGAUCCUCCAACUCAGAAGGAGACUUUAUUGAAGGAAUUGGAAAUUUGAACGAAAAUAACCCCGAUGAAAUUCCGGCUCUAAAGUCAUGGGCCGUUCUUAAUGGUAUCGAGCAAAAAAGCGUUGAUGAAUUGCUUAAAAUUUUACGGAACAGACUUAUACCCGAAUUACCAAAAACAGCAAAAACCUUUUUAGGCACUAGUACAGCAAAUUAUCAAAUUCAGGAAAUGUCGGACUCCGAUGGAACUAUGGGUGAAUAUGUAUAUUUUGGUAUACGGCGCGGUUUAGAAGAAUGUUUAGAUCCGAAUAUUCACAUUAAAUCAACAGUUUUCCUGCAAGUCAAUGUGGACGGCAUUUCACUAAGCAACUCUGGACAGAAGGGUUUUUGGGUAAUUUCUGGUAAAGUUUAUUACGAACCAGACAUCUACACACCAUUUCCAAUAGCGAUUUUUUGCGGAAACUCAAAACCAGCAAGUAUCGACGAUUUUGUUAAUGAUUUCAUCAACGAAAUAAAUUAUAUAUUGCCCAGGGGACUACAAAUCCUAAAUCGUCGUUUUAACUUGAGAAUUCACUGCUUCAUAUGCGAUACACCAGCGAGGGCUUACCUGAAGGGUGUAAAAGGCCACGUAGGAUUUUUUUCUUGCGAGAGAUGCGAAACCCAAGGCCUAAAAGAAAAUGGAGUGACUCAAUUUCCUUUCCUGGACGAGGAAAGGACAGAUGAGUCGUUUAGAAAAAAGAAGCAGCCUGGUCAUCACAAAACAACUUCUCCUCUUUUGCUAAUAAGACCACGCCUAAAUAUGAUCUCUCUGUUCGUUCUCGACUUCAUGCAUUUAUUCUGCGAAGGUGUAAUGAAGCGUUUACUGCAGAACUGGUUUAUUUUAGCAACGAGAGCUAAACUUGGCCAAUAUUGGAAAAAUGAAGUAUCGAGAAGAUUACUUUUGAUACGAAAAAAUAUACCGUGCGAAUUUCAAAGAAAAAUUCGGCCUUUAAAGGCUUUGAAUAAAUGGAAGGCUACAGAAUUUCGAUUUUUUUUGUUAUACUGUGGCCCUAUUGUAAUGUCAGAUGCGUUGAGUACAGAUCGUUUAAAAAAUUUCAUCCUUUUACAUGCAGCAACUAGAAUUCUAUCUUGUGACAAACUGUUCCGGACUUAUCAACAUCUUGGAAAAUCUUAUUUACAAAAAUUCUUUUUGAGUUUAAGACAUUUGUAUUUAAGAAUUCAAGUACUUAAUAUGCACCACGCGAUGCAUGCCGCUGACGAUGUACUACAGAUGGGGUGUUGCUUUAGUCGAAUAUCUGCCUUUCCUUUUGAGAACUUUCUCGGAAAAUUAACAAAACUCAUUCGCACUCCGAAUCGUCCUUUAGCACAGAUUUGUCGAAGGUUACACGAAUUAAAAAAAAUUGAUCCUCUAAAACCACAAAUGCCAUUAAAAAUUCAAAUAUUAAAAUCCAUUGGUAACGAUAUUCUAAAACUGACAUACAAAGAAUAUACUCUGACCCCGAAGUCACCAGAUAAUUUUGUAAUGUUAAAAAACAAUAAGUUUCUGCGAAUUAAAAAAAUUUAUCGAACACAACAAGGGAUAAAAGUCGACGGUAAUUUGUGGAGAGCUAAACGUCCUUUAUUUGCAUAUCCUAUUAAUUCUGAAAUUUUGGAUAUGUGGGUGUUGAGCUCCAGACCUUCCCGCAGUUCAGUCACAUUUAAUCUAAACUACAUCGAAAUUAAAAUGGUUAGAUUGUCAUUAAAUUUUGAAGAAAAAGCUCCAAAGAGACAUUAUUGUAUGCCACUUUUACACCACUAA
Messenger RNA from Leptopilina heterotoma, 2097 nucleotides. RefSeq lists its product as uncharacterized. The transcript is spliced from 3 exons. The record is from RefSeq and is a predicted model, not a curated record. Bases 1 to 2097 code for a protein of 698 amino acids. NCBI's taxonomy places the organism in Eukaryota, Metazoa, Arthropoda, Insecta, Hymenoptera, Figitidae.